UCGUCUUAACCCUAGCGCCGGCCGCCGCCAUCCCGCCCCCGUCAGGUUGUCUCGCAGCCGCGCCGCCUCCUCUCUCUCUUCUCGGCCAUCUACCCGCCGUUUCCCCGUCGUUCCCGGCGCCCCCGACUGCCUCCAUCUGCACCUGGUGUGCCCAACGGGGCCAGGCUCCUCGCGAGAAGUUAGCGCGCGGAGUGCGGCGCUGGAGCCACAUCGUGCACGAAGCCGUGUGACUUCCGAACAGGGCGUCUCGCGGUUGCGUCUCCGCUCCUCCCGGCCGCGCUCGCGUCUCUCCUCCGCCGCUCCUCCCCGCACAGCUCACCUUGCGGCCGUCGCGGUGAGCCUCCGCCUCAUGCUAUGGCGCGGCUGCCGCUGUCACCAUCUCCACCGGCUUUCACCCCGGUCAAGGAAGAGCCCGACGUCGACACCACCUCUGCCGCUCGCACUACGCGCCCACCGCCCCGCAAGAAGCGCCGCCGGGACCACCUUCCGGUAACCCCAACCCAGCCGCUGCUCACGCCCCAAACUAUUCUGUCCGGGAUUUCGAAAGCCGAUUCCUUCGAUGUCAAGCGAUGCGGGGAGCUGGACCUAACGCCGACGACCGUGCCCACCUCCAUAAAGCACGAGCCUGACGCCGACGACGGGGCUGGCAAGGAUGCAGGAUGGGAAACAUUGGGCGCACCACCGCACAAGAAGCGCGGCCGUCACUGCCUGUCGGCAACCCCAAUCCAGCCCCUUUUCACGCCCCAAGCUACCCUGCCGGGCAUUUCAAGGGCUGAUUCCUCUGUGGAUAAGUGGAGCGAGCAGCCCAGCGCCACGCCGACUGCCACUGUCAAGCGCGAGCUCGGCGCAGACGCUGGCAAGGAUGCAGGAGGGAAGGUGGUCCGGAGACGACGCCCCCACCCUCAGCGGCCCAUUACAGAGCAAGCCCCCACCAUGUGGGCCAAUCGUGGACGCCUCGGCCGUCUCCUCCGCAAUCUAGUUCGCACGCACCAAUGGCGAGAUGCUGCCGGGGUCUUCUCUGUGCUCCUACCUGGCAUCCAGCGCCCUGACUCCUUCGAGGAGGCCCGCAGCAUUUUAGUGGAUGCGAUGGAUAUUCAUAGACGCCUUGCUCAGGACAGUGGCAACCAUGGCAGGAGAACCUACUACCACAGGACACAAAAGGUUUUUGAUGUUUGGAUACAACGGCUAAUGUGGUUGCCUACUUGUGCAAAAAAACACAUGGUUAAACUCGAACUGGCUCUAUUUUAUCUUUCACAAGGCAAGAUCGACGAUGCACACAAUGCAACAAGAGUGUGAGUUACCAGCACAGUC
Messenger RNA from Triticum dicoccoides, 1311 nucleotides. RefSeq lists its product as uncharacterized. The transcript is spliced from 3 exons. Gene Ontology annotation, biological process: transcription by RNA polymerase I. Gene Ontology annotation, cellular component: RNA polymerase I transcription regulator complex. Lineage: Eukaryota; Viridiplantae; Streptophyta; Magnoliopsida; Poales; Poaceae. Bases 355 to 1296 code for a protein of 313 amino acids. The record is from RefSeq and is a predicted model, not a curated record.